Molecule: messenger RNA, 1048 nt
Organism: Syngnathoides biaculeatus (alligator pipefish)
Lineage: Eukaryota; Metazoa; Chordata; Actinopteri; Syngnathiformes; Syngnathidae
Gene: unc50
Product: unc-50 homolog (C. elegans)
Exons: 6
Coding region: 121-984 (287 amino acids)
Cellular component (GO): Golgi membrane
Source: RefSeq, a predicted model, not a curated record
UGUGGAAGUCUUCAUUUUAGUGUAUUAGCUUUGUUUUAAUGAGGCACCCCUCAGUCACCAACUACAUUACCCACAGUACCUCCCGUUUAUUUAUUUAUUUAUCCAUUUAUUUAUUUAUUAAUGUUUUUUAUUUUUAACCGGAACCUUCUACGUGUUCAGUGUCCCGAGACAUUUUUCUUGAGCAGCAAAGAACUAUUACAACAAAAGUCCAUGUUGCCAACCACUCGCCAACACAGCAAUGGUGCCCUUAAUUCGAGGGAUGCUGCUCGUCAUACUGCGGGGGCCAAGCGCUACAAGUACCUGCGAAGGCUUCUCCAUUUCAGGCAAAUGGACUUUGAGUUUGCCCUCUGGCAGAUGCUUUAUUUGUUUACAUCACCGCAGAGAGUCUACCGCAACUUCCACUACAGGAAACAGACCAAGGACCAGUGGGCCCGGGACGACCCAGCUUUCCUGGUCUUGCUCAGUGUGUGGUUAUGUGUUUCAACAAUAGGCUUUGGUUUGGUGCUGGACAUGGGAGUUCUUGAGACAUUGAAGCUCUUGCUGUGGGUGGUCUUUGUUGAUUGCAUAGGAGUGGGUCUUCUCACAUCAACCCUCAUGUGGGUGAUAAGCAACAAAUUCUUGCUGAAACAUCCAAACCGUGAGUUUGAUGUCGAGUGGGGUUACACAUUCGACGUUCACCUCAACGCUUUCUACCCGCUUCUCGUCAUUCUGCACUUCCUGCAGCUCUUUUUCAUCAACCAUUUGAUAGUGAUUAACUCUAACUGGUUCCUUGGAUAUUUCGUGGGGAACACCUUGUGGCUGAUAGCGAUUGGUUAUUAUCUGUACAUCACCUUCUUGGGGUACAAUGCUCUGCCGUUCCUGAAGAACACAGUGUGGCUGCUCUACCCCUUUGCCCCGUUGGCGCUCCUUUACAUCCUUUCCAUCUCACUGGGCUGGAAUUUUACUCAAGGUCUGUGCUGGUUUUACAAGUACAGAGUCCAGUAGGAGCUGUGCAAUGGAGGCUGGACGUUGGUUUGGUUGGCUCCAGUUGCACAGAGUAUCAAAGUGG